Messenger RNA from Heterotrigona itama, 2053 nucleotides. Lineage: Eukaryota; Metazoa; Arthropoda; Insecta; Hymenoptera; Apidae. The record is from the annotation of a GenBank genome assembly.
AACUCUCUUCAGCUGACGGUCAAAUCAGACGCUUUCUCUCAGUUGCUCGAACGAACGAUCGAUUCAUAUCCGAUUUUUCAUUAAACAGGACUGUCUUUUUUUCGUGUAUCUACUGUUAGAUUUUCUAAAACAAGUUUAUCAAUAUUCUUCACACGGUCAUGCACUCCACACAAUGACGUUUUUGCGAAAUAACAAAACGUCAGUACGUUUGUACGUACGGUCGUUCGAGGGCGCUUGCUAUCUGUUGUGUACGAUACUACGUAGGUAUAUGCAUAUGUAAAUAAAUAUGUCUACAUAUAUAUUUAGUGGCAAAUAUCUCGACGUACGUUAAUAAUUAUAGUUCAAUUCACCUUGAGAUUAAUUCCGAUUAAUUUUUCAAACAAUUUCAAUCGAUCGUAAAUUUAGCUCUUAUUAGCGUCUUCCUCGAUCUUUGUCUUCUCCUUCCACUCUACAACUUUCUUAGUCUCUGCUUCCUGUUGGAAAGUGUUUAAUUCGUUUUGUGUCACUGCAAUUUGUACUAUAUUGCAGGUUAUAGCUUGCGUGGUUAUGCACAUAUAUGUGUGUGUGAACUACAAAUAGUAUUGCGUACUGUGUAAAAAAAGAAAAUAGAAAAUAGAAAGACACGAAGCAGUAAAAUAUAUUUUUGCUAAUUUCAUCAUACGAGGUAUCUAUAUAACGUGGAUAACAACGUAAAAGAAAUGGAAAUAAAUAACGAGAUUGUUCUAUUGAGACAAUUCGUUCGUCAGGCUCGCAUUUGCAUGAUAAAUAAAUUGAUCAGAGAGGCGAAAAGGUUACGCGCUAGCAAUGGUAAUGAAAAACUGUUGGAAAGAAAUAAAAGUAAAGCGGAUAAGCUGUUGAGGGAGGUAUUUGCAUUGAAACGUAUCAAAGACGAUGAGAUAUCAAAAUUCGGAAUUACCAAGUUUAAACACCUGCAAGAUAUAUUGCAAAAGCCACAGGUUGACGACAAAAUUCGUGCCAUGGCAAAAGUUGUUCGUUACAAAUCUUUAAGUUUGAAGAUAAUGGAAUUUCAGGAGAAGUUUCCAGAUUGUGAUAAACAUAUUUCUUGGAGAAAGACGAAGAACUCGACGAAAAAGAAAGGAGACUGCAUUACAGAUUUCCAAGUGAAACGUUCAAAACGAUUACGAAACGAUAUCAACAACUCUGUAGAGAAAGUCCAUGGAGAGAAUGCAAAAAUUAUCAAUGACGACGCUACACCUGCUGGUCAUGUAGCUUGUCAAAAAGAAAAAAAUGUUGGUAGCAAGUGUGAAAAACUGUUGAAAGAAACAAAAUUCAACACAAAAGCCAAAGACGAUGAAGGAAACUCGAUGAAAAUACUCGACAUUCAAGAUGUAAAGACAGACUCUAAGAAUGACCAAAGUUCUAAGAUUAUUACCAAAGUCAUUAGUAAGGAGGCCACUGUUAAACGAUUCACAGAGGUUUUGCAAGAAACGGACAAGGAACAAAAUGACAUAUAUAAAGCAAGUGUGAACAAUGAACAACAAUCUUGCGACGAAACAACCAAAUCAUCAGGAAACAGAAACGAUUUUUUUUUGCGUACAAAUGAAGUAACUUUGCGUUCAAGCGACACGCUAUUUUCCAAAGAGAAAAACAUUGGUAGUCAAUGUAAUAUUAAUCACAAUGUAUUUAAAUCCCGUCAGAUUAAAAAGAAAAAAGAUAAAUUAUGCAAUGAAAGGAUAUAUAAAGAGAAAAGGAACAACAGAAAAGGAGAAAUGAAUUUUGCAAACGUAUUUUAUGAUGGAAAUGAUAGGAGAGAAACCUGGAAAGAAAAUAGGAAAGGUACACGAGUUGAGAAAAAGGAAAAAAUUAAUAGCACAAGUUCUGCAGAGUAUGAAAAUCUGCAUCCUUCUUGGGUUGCAAGAAAGAAGCAACAAGAUAUUAUGAAACAGGGAUUUCAAGGAAAAAAAAUUAAAUUCGAUGAAAAUUGAACAAGCACUAUCUCUUAAAUGUAUUUCUACAAAUGUAAAUUUUCAAACUGAAGGAACUAUAUUGUGUCAAUUUUAAUAAACAAGAGUUUAUAUAUAUAUAUAUAUAU